AUGCCAGAUCGAGCUUGCGACGGCGCCGUCGAUGCUGCGAGCCAUGCCGGUCAGGAGAGACAGGUCAUCCCAAACUUGGUCCACUAUGUGUGGCUUUUGAAAAACCCAAACCAGCUCCAGCUCGACUUUCAAUUCUUCCUGUCGGUAUACUCGGCGCACACCUUCUGGCGCCCGGAGCGCAUCUACAUCCACACAGACGCCACCCCCGAGGUGAUCCAGAAGGCCAGAGACUUAGGAACCCCUUGGACAAAGCGCAUCCUCGCGAUUCCUGGCGUCACCUUUAACCAUGUCAAGGCGCCAAACUUCACAAACAGGGGGAUUGAGAUAGCAGAGAUGGAGCACAAAUCCGACUUUCUGCGGCUGGCCGCCCUCCGAGACUUUGGCGGAGUAUAUCUGGACUCGGACGCAAUUCCCCUCCGGGACGUUGCCGAUUUGCGCAAUAGCGGCUUUGCAAAUGUGAUCGGGGAGCAACGGGCUCUCAGAAUGUGGCAUUUCGGAUACCUGAAUAACGGAGUCAUGAUGGCGGUUCCGCAUAGCAAUCUUAUGCAAGCGGCGCUCGAGUUCUUCGAUGGGAAAUGGGAGACUGCGAGCAUCCACCUUCUCACCGACCUCACCAACCGCCUCGCCGCAAUCCCAUCAGAGGUGCUCAUUCUGCAGCCGCAGGCCUUCAGCCCGACGAGCUGGGAAAAAGAGGACCAGAUUCGCCUGUUCAAGGAGGCGCUCGACCCCAUCACCGCGGAUAUCGGGCCGGCAGAGCAGGGCGAACAGCAGGGUAGCCUGGGGACCUGCCGCGACGCGCUCGCGUGGCUUAAGCAGCGCGAAACGAACAGAGGGCCGGAUCAGCCGUGGGAGCUUGACUUUUCCAGCACUUACGUGCUGCACGCCUUCGACAAAGCCCUGCCUAGCAUCCUUGGCCACGAUAGGCAGAUCGACGUCCAGUACGUGCUCGCGCGACGCAGCAAUUACGCGCGCGCAGUGUUUCCCGCCGUAUGGCGGGCGAUGCAAGAAGGUUACAUCCCACACGAAGAUCUCAGCUAG
Molecule: messenger RNA, 1038 nt
Organism: Canariomyces notabilis
Lineage: Eukaryota; Fungi; Ascomycota; Sordariomycetes; Sordariales; Chaetomiaceae
Product: glycosyltransferase family 32 protein
Exons: 2
Coding region: 1-1038 (345 amino acids)
Source: RefSeq, a predicted model, not a curated record